AUGCUAGAUAUCACGUCCAAAAAAGGAAAUUUACUCAGACAAACUUUAACAGUAGUGGUGAUGCAAACAAAAGCAUUAAUGGAUGUCUGGUAUCAGCUGAGUCGCUUCUGGAAAAAAGCAUUUUGUCACGUAGAUGACAGUCACAUAUUUGCUGGUGAAGCACUUCAUUCGAAGGGUUAA
Molecule: messenger RNA, 180 nt
Organism: Clunio marinus
Lineage: Eukaryota; Metazoa; Arthropoda; Insecta; Diptera; Chironomidae
Source: the annotation of a GenBank genome assembly